Messenger RNA from Acanthoscelides obtectus, 1999 nucleotides. The record is from the annotation of a GenBank genome assembly. NCBI's taxonomy places the organism in Eukaryota, Metazoa, Arthropoda, Insecta, Coleoptera, Chrysomelidae.
AAACGGCGCUGUGUGACUCAAAGGCCCUUGAAACACCGCUGAUCUUGCGACGGCCCUGCUUUUUGUCUUCUACCGAUUUGGUCCUUGAAUCUACAGAAUUUCAACGGCACUAACUCUAACGAUUUCGUGAUUUCGUCUUUUUCGAUUCGGCAACACUGCAGUAUAUAUGUGUAUUUUGCGAAUUUGCGGGGUAGAAAAUUCGUUGGGUUGUUGGGUAGAACAAGAACUCGACAAAAAACAUUUUGAUUUUUGAUAAAUUUAAUGUUACCUUACCUAAAUGUUACCAGUCUUAUGUGUUUUGUGAUGUUACCGAUGUUAUCUACAAACAACACGAGCAGGUGAAGGUGAUGAACAGUAAACAACCUGAAACUUCUGGUGAAAAUAAGGUGACAAUAGCUGAUACACUUAACAGGUAGAUAAUUUUUUGAAUAGGUUGUUGGAGACUGUGAUAGACUGUUCACCAGUGCUGUAGACGGCGUAUAUUAGAACAAGUAUGGAAAAAGCUGACUUGACUGAUGACAUGGACAGAAAAGGAAAUUUUAAAAUGAUGGUUGAAAAUCACUUACCAGAUAAUGCAGACUGUGAAGAUUUUCAAAGUGUAGGAAUGAUUCAACAGCUAUUCAUUAAAUCUGAGGAUAUUCACAAUGAUGAAGCCAACCCUACAACAGCUUUGGAUAGAGAACCGGAUGUUAACUGGGAGAUAGAUAAUAAGAACACACUUGAGGUGGAUGUAAAUAUGAAGACAGAUAAUGCAAUUAACAAUCUAAAUGAAUGUGAUAUAAAUACGAACCUAAUUACUGAAUUAGUCUUAAGCAGAAUUAAAAACGAAUAUAGUGAACUUGAUAAUAUAGAUGAAUAUACCGCAAGUAAUAACGAAGAUCUCAACGUUCAUCUUAGUGAAGUAAACCCAGCCAUUGAUGUGGAUAGUGAAGACGUCAAGGGAACAGAAAUCACUGGAGGUUUCACUACCAAGAGUGAAGGUGGAGUAGGCGUGGAUGCAACUUCGGAUGUAACUUUGAAUGGGUACCUGGCUAGUGGAUGUAGCUUUACAGAUCUGUAUUAUAGCUAUCGAUUGGGAAUUUCUACAAUUUCAAAAAUUGUUCGAGAGGUCUGUGACAUUCUUUGGUCGUGCUUAGUUGAAGAAUGUAUUCCGAAACUUACAAAAGAACGUUUUGAGUCAGUAGCUGCUGGAUUCGAAAAACGAGCGAAUUUUUUCCACUGCAUUGGUGCUGUGGACGGGAAACACAUUAGAAUUGUAAAACCCGAGUUUAGUGGUUCCUUAUACUAUAAUUAUAAGUCCUAUUUCUCAGUUGUGUUGAUGGCAGUUGCUGACUCGAAUUAUCGGUUCAUUUAUGUUGAUGUAGGUGCAUAUGGGAGUGAGCGUGAUUCAAGUAUAUUCAAAGAAAGUAGUUUGUGGAAGAGUAUACAAAAAAAGUCCUUGGAAUUGCCAUCUGCAAAGCCUCUAUCUGGUUCUGAAGCUUCAAACGUACCUUAUUUUCUCAUAGGAGAUGAAGCUUUUGGAUUAAAUAUUAAUCUACUACGGCCUUUUGGAGGAAAGGAACUUUCACAGAAGAAAAGGAUUUUCAAUUAUCGCCUCAGCCGAGCCAGGAGAUAUGUUGAGUGUUCAAAUUCAAACAAAUGGAGAAUUCUUCAUCGAUCUUUGAAUGUUAAUACAGAUUUUGCCGUUAGUAUUGUGAAAGCUUGUGUAGUGCUUCACAAUUUCGUGAGAGAAAGAGAUGGCUAUAACUUCGAGGAUACCAUGACAGUUGUGGGUAUGAAUGAUUUGCCAGCACAAGCAAAUAUGCAAGGUGGAAGGGCAGCUAAUAAUAUCAGAAAUGUUCUAAGUGACUAUUUUCUAACAGAAGUAGGCAAAGUAUCAUGGCAGUUGUCGAAAAUUUAGGAAUCUUGUUUUAUUUAUUAUAUAAUUAUACUAUUACCCAACCAUAACAUAUGUUUAGUUCAAUGUUCAUAAGAAAUAAGAGGCAAAUAAUAAAAUAAC